Molecule: messenger RNA, 1309 nt
Organism: Mesocricetus auratus (golden hamster)
Lineage: Eukaryota; Metazoa; Chordata; Mammalia; Rodentia; Cricetidae
Gene: Ddah2
Product: dimethylarginine dimethylaminohydrolase 2
Exons: 7
Coding region: 284-1141 (285 amino acids)
Biological process (GO): arginine metabolic process; positive regulation of nitric oxide biosynthetic process
Molecular function (GO): amino acid binding; dimethylargininase activity
Source: RefSeq, a predicted model, not a curated record
CCCCGUCCCGCUUAGACAAUGCCCCGGAGCCGCCAGACCAUCGCGCCCCCGCCCCACCGCCGUGUGUGAGCUCGUCUACCCAGGGAAACCCCUCGAGAGCCCAAGCUCGUGGCCUCCCCAGCUUGAAAACUCGGGUUCCCAUCUGCAUCCAACUCUCUCCUCUGGGGGUGGGGCCAAGGCCGAAAUCACAGCGCCGCGCGAGUGGUGGUGGCCGCUGGUGACGAGUGAAGCCAAAGAGAGAACUGACAUCAGCUUGGCUGGAAGGGGCGUCUGAGUGGAUGGGAUGGGGACGCCGGGGGAGGGGCUGGGUCGCUGUUCCCAUGCCCUGAUCCGGGGUGUCCCCGAGAGCCUGGCAUCCGGGGAGGGCGCGGGGGCUGGUCUCCCGGCUCUGGACCUGGCGAAAGCCCAGAGGGAGCAUGGAGUGCUGGGAGGUAAACUGAGGCAGCGGCUAGGGCUGCAGCUGCUCGAACUGCCUCCCGAGGAAUCCCUGCCGCUGGGACCGCUGCUCGGUGACACGGCCGUGAUCCAAGGAGACACGGCCCUCAUCACGCGGCCCUGGAGCCCAGCGCGUAGGCCCGAGGUUGAUGGGGUCCGCCAGGCCCUGCAGGACUUGGGGCUCCGAAUUGUGGAGGUGGGGGACGAGAGCGCGACGCUGGACGGCACCGACGUCCUCUUCACGGGCCGGGAGUUUUUCGUAGGUCUCUCCAAGUGGACCAAUCACCGAGGAGCCGAGAUCGUGGCAGACACCUUCCGGGACUUCGCCGUCUCCACCGUGCCGGUCUCGGGAGCCUCACACCUGCGCGGCCUCUGCGGCAUGGGGGGACCCCGCACUGUGGUGGCUGGAAGCAGCGAAGCUGCCCAAAAAGCUGUCAGGGCAAUGGCAGCUCUGACCGAUCACCCCUACGCCUCUCUGACCCUCCCUGAUGACGCAGCAGCUGACUGUCUCUUUCUGCGCCCUGGGUUGCCCGGUGCCACCCCUUUCCUCCUGCACCGUGGAGGUGGGGACCUGCCCAACAGCCAGGAGGGUCUGCAGAAGCUCUCUGACGUCACCCUGGUACCCGUGUCCUGCUCAGAACUGGAGAAGGCCGGUGCCGGCCUCAGCUCCCUCUGCCUGGUGCUCAGCACCCGCCCCCACUGCUGAGGGCCUGGGCUUGGACCACGUAGGGGUAGAUUCAGGUAAUAGAGGGUGGGGAGGAGGUAGUGGUGGAGACGUGCCCCAGGACAAGGGAGGACUUAGUGUGGAACAAAGGACAGGAGCCACUGGGCGAGUCCUCUCUGUCAAAACCAAUAAAAUGAAAUGGGCCUUUUA